Messenger RNA from Pistacia vera, 1382 nucleotides. Its product is annotated as ethylene-responsive transcription factor ABR1-like. The transcript is spliced from 2 exons. The record is from RefSeq and is a predicted model, not a curated record. Bases 212 to 1309 code for a protein of 365 amino acids. Gene Ontology annotation, biological process: ethylene-activated signaling pathway; regulation of DNA-templated transcription. Gene Ontology annotation, molecular function: DNA binding; DNA-binding transcription factor activity. Lineage: Eukaryota; Viridiplantae; Streptophyta; Magnoliopsida; Sapindales; Anacardiaceae.
UUCACAACUCAACUCUGUCUCCCCCCAAAUUGAUUAUCCACUUCUCAACCGUUUAAAUGUAAACACUCGAUUUAACUUUGCCAUGGCGGCGUUCUGUCUUAUCCUUAUAUAAACACUCACCAUACCACUAUUUCUUUCUUCAUAACGAAGAAAAUUGUUAACCCUUCUUGUUUAUCUCUCCGUUUUCUCGAGAAAAAUUUUGUUCUUUUUCAUGUGUUGUUGCGUUGUAAAGGUGGCGAGCCAGAAAGGAAAGAACGCGGCGGAGAACAAUCCUCAGGUUGAUAAUGAAAGCUGGCUGUUUGAAUAUCAACCGUCGGAUGAAUCUCAGUUAUCCGGUAGUCGCGGUGAUGAGACGUGGAUGCUUUCGAGGGUGAGAAGGGAGAGGGAGAUGUCGGCGAUGGUGUCUGCGCUGACGCACGUGGUGGCUGGAGAUGAUUGCGUGCAGCGGCAGAGUCACGACGGUAAUGAGUAUUUGGUAAAUGAAUUGAUGGAUAAUAUGAAUGUUGCUUCAAGUGAAAGCUCCUUGCAUGGCGGCGGCUCCUCUUCUUCUUCUUCGCGGAAUAGCAGCGGCCAUAAAAGAGGAAGAAAUCAAAAUAUUCAAACCACUCAAGAUUUGUCUUCUUUAAGAGAAACCUCAAAUUCAACCGUGCAAACAGAAACUACAUCAUACAACACAAAAUAUGAGUACACCACCAAUAAUGGCGACCAACGUCAGAAGAAUAAUAACAACACCACCAUUAACGUUCAAGAACCCAGAAGAAGAUACAGAGGAGUGCGGCAGCGGCCGUGGGGGAAAUGGGCGGCGGAGAUAAGGGAUCCAUUCAAGGCUGCAAGAGUGUGGUUGGGCACAUUUGACACGGCGGAGGAUGCAGCCAGAGCUUAUGAUGAAGCCGCUUUGAGGUUCAGAGGCAAUAAGGCCAAGCUAAAUUUCCCUGAGAAUGUCAAGCUCCGCUCACCGUCCCCCGCCGCCGAGGCGUCGGCAACCCAGUUCACCAUUUCCGGUUCUGCACCACCCCUUUUGAGCAUUCCCACAUCCACUGAACCGAUUGUUCACUGUCAACUGGGUGCUCCUGCCCCUAUGGUUUUGGAUUUUGCUGAAUUUCAGAGUCAGCCUUUGAGUUUGUACGACCAGCUUGUGUUUUCUUCUUCAUUGUCUUCUAAUUUAUCGCCGCCGCCGCCACCACCGCAUUCGAUGUUUCAGCUUCAGCCUCCUUAUCAUUUCAUGCCACCCUCCACUCAGAGUGGUGGUGAAAAUUUUCAAAUUCCUCCAUGGAUGAGCUCCCAUCAAUAUCCUCCUAGUUCAGGAUAACUUUAUAUUAUACAGUUGAAUCAUUCUCCCUUACAGACGUUGGCAUUUUGAAAUUAUAUAAUACAGUUAAUUA